CUUAAAUAGGUUAAAAAUCUCAAUUCAAAAUUGUAUCGCAUAUUAAAAAUUGAUUAUUAUUUUAAAAUAACUAAAUCAAUCAAAAGAUAAAAGAUAAAAGAUUAAAAUGAACAUUUAAAAAAUAAAAGAUGAACAUAAAUAUAAAAAUUAAGAGAAAAGGCAAAAAAAAAAUAUAAUUUAGUAAAACACAAAUUGUGUUUGUUUGGAUAUCACUCGAUCAAUGACUCAAAUUAAUAGCUAGAUAUUUUUAUAUCAUAAAUAACUAGAAGUCUACCACAUCUUUUUUUAGACAUUUAAAUUACUAUUUAGUUUUGUGAUUCGUAUGAAAGAUUAUAAAGACCCGACAAAUAUCAAAUUUAGGUCUUCCUACUUCUUUUUCAACUCCUUCUCUCGAUCACUAGAUUAAUCCUAGUGUUCUUAAAAUUAAAUUAUUAUUUAAUAGCAUUUGUCUCAUGUAUGUAAAGACUUUUCUUUUGUCCUUUUUAGGUUGUCAUUAAAGAUUCUUCUUAAAUUAAUACAUGAGGUUUGUAGCUAUUUUAUAGUUGAUUGUUGUAACUAAUUUAUGAAUUUAUUUUACUAUAACCAUAUUAUGUUGUAGUACAAAUUUGCAUUUUCAACUCCUAAGUUAUGGUAUACACAAAGUAUCUUAGAAAGCAAGGGUAUAAUAAGACUCAUCUCUUUUAUUAAUUAUUAGAGUGUGGAUUAAUUUCAUUGCAUCAAAAUGUAUUAAUUAAUUAUUUUUUUCAUGGAUAUGAUUCACACAAUGUUCUAAAGAUGAAAACUAAAAUUUAAAGUAAAAAAAAUGAUUCUUAUUUGUUGUAUUAAUGUUUUCCUCGAAUUUACAGGUUAUGCUACUUGCAGGAACAGACACAUCAUCAAUAACAUUAGAAUGGGCCAUGUCUAAUCUAUUAAACCAUCCAGAAAUAUUGAAGAAGGCAAAAAAUGAAUUAGACACUCAUAUUAGACAAAAUUGCUUAGUUGAUGAACCUGACCUUUCGAAACUCUCCUACCUUCAGAGCAUUGUUUAUGAGACACUUCGUUUACAUCCUGCUGCUCCAAUGUUGGCACCCCAUUUGUCUUCAGAAUAUUGCACCAUAGGAGAAUAUAAUGUCCCUCAAAACACAAUUUUUUUAGUUAAUGCUUGGGCUAUUCACAGAGAUCCCAAGUUGUGGAGUGAUCCAACACAUUUUAAGCCCGAGAGGUUUGAGAAGGAAAGUGAAGCAAGCAAGUUACUUUCAUUUGGAUUAGGGAGGAGGGCUUGUCCUGGUGCAAACUUGGCCCAACGUACAGUCAGCUUAACUCUGGCCUUGUUAAUUCAAUGUUUUGAGUGGAAAAGAACUAGCAAGGAAGAAAUUGAUAUGACCGAAGGAAAAGGGGUCACUAUGCCAAAAAAGUUUCCCUUAGAAGCUAUGUGCCAAGUGUGUCAAUCACCAACAAUUAAUGGUAUUUUCUAAUUUCUAAUGCUAUUAAAAACACACCAUGUUCUACCAAAAGUCAUUAGCACAAGUGGUUCAACAUUUGUAUUCUUUAAUCAAUGACUGAUGUUCGAUUUUCAAUUUGAAUAGAGUCGAGACUAGAGAUAUCA
Cajanus cajan (pigeon pea) is the source of this 1585-nucleotide messenger RNA. The record is from RefSeq and is a predicted model, not a curated record. Lineage: Eukaryota; Viridiplantae; Streptophyta; Magnoliopsida; Fabales; Fabaceae.